Molecule: messenger RNA, 1793 nt
Organism: Sycon ciliatum
Lineage: Eukaryota; Metazoa; Porifera; Calcarea; Leucosolenida; Sycettidae
Product: dehydrogenase/reductase SDR family member 7-like
Exons: 7
Coding region: 128-1138 (336 amino acids)
Molecular function (GO): oxidoreductase activity
Source: RefSeq, a predicted model, not a curated record
AUUUCAUUUCAUUGACUUUUUGCAGCACCGUACAAGUAUAACAGGACCAUCUUCUUCUUCACUUUUCUUGCUUGAUAGAGUAAAUUAGACUCCUUGUCGGUUCUUCCUGUUUAGAAGUGAUUUCACAAUGUUGUUUUCCUUGCUAAUUGGACUGGUCCUUUUCCUUAUCUGGUUAAAGAUAUUCGACUGUGAUAUCACGUUGAUGGUGUACUCGAAAUUUGCUGACAAAAUUGGCAAAACUAAGCAGAGCCUAAAAGGGCAAGUGAUCUGGGUGACUGGCGCUUCCAGUGGUAUCGGUGAAGGUCUGGCUGUCGAGCUAGCGACAUAUGGAGCCAAACUGAUAUUGUCUGCAAGACGUGAGAAGGAACUGAAUCGCGUAAAGCAGGCAUGCUUGGCUGCCAAUGCCAGUAACAAGGAUGAGGAUGUGUUGGUGCUGCCUCUGGACAUACUGAACUACGACAGCCAUGCCGGUGCAGUCCAGUCUGUUCUCGAUCACUUUGGCAAGAUUGAUAUUCUGGUGAACAAUGCUGGGCGAUCACAGCGAGCGCUUGCCGAGUCCACUGAGAUUGCUGUGGACAAGCACUUGUUCGACCUGAAUGUCCUCGGCACCAUUUCCCUAACCAAGGCUGUCCUGCCACACAUGCUGGCACGCGAACAAGGGCAUGUGGCCUGCAUAAGCAGUGUCGCCGGCCUCAUCGGUACACCCAUUGCUGCAUCCUACGCCAUGUCCAAGCAUGCACUCCAGGGCUUCUUCAAGAGCAUGCGCAUGGAGGUGGUCGAUCGCAACGUAGCGGUAACCCUUGUCUGCCCGGGACCGGUUGUAUCGCAAGGUUCUGCCAAUGCUACGACUGGCUCCAUGAAUGAGGAGAUUGGUGCUCACAACGUAGAUGACCGUAAGAAAGUAUCCACUGCCCGGUGCUCCCACCUGGUUGCCGUGGCAUUGGCCAAUCAGCUCAGCGAGAUCUGGAUUUCGCGCAAUCCUAUCCUGUUCUUCACCUACAUUGGCCAAUAUCUGCCUGGCACAACAGCCAAGAUUGGCAACAUUGUUGGCCGUGCGCGUGUCAAGGCAUUCAAGUCUGGCGUGAAGGAUAUCAAUGCUGGCAUCUCAGCCAACCCUCUCAGUUACUUCCGGAAAUGAAUGAUCCCACCAGUUUGUACUUGGUUGUCUCAAUGUGUGUCUGUUGUGUUUGCAUGUCUGUCUGUCCAUUAGUCUGUCUCUAGAAGACCAGGUUAGCCUUACAGCGGCUUCUUUUGUUGUGGCUUCUUUUCUGCACAUCGAGUAACCGAUGUUUGUUGGAAGCGGUGCUUCGCUUUCGUUGGUAAUUAGACGCUGGGAAUUAGCGGUGACUUCGGCAAUAGCCGUAGAAAUUUUGACUGCUCCCUGGGUUGGACUGUGUAUGUCAGCUUCAAUCAUUUUUUAGCAACCCAAGACUCCGAUGAUUCGUGUUCUUUCUUUUCUAUUUCGUUCUUUCUUCCAUCGUCAGCCUUAGUUAGUCAGAGUAUUUUCUAUGUUGGUUGAUCGGAAUGCCACUUACUGAUUAUCCAUGUUCUCCCUUUAUCUUUUUUUAUCUUUUAGAAACAUUGAUGCGAAUGUCUUCUUUAUCUGCUGGCAGAUGGGUAGGACUUUGUGGCUUGCUGUUUUGUAUUGCGUGGCCGCUUUUACACUGCUAGCCCCUUUCCUUCAGAAGGAGAAGUUACAAGUUUUACUAAUUUUUAGUGAAGACUGAAAACUACAGACUACUAUGAAGAUUCGGGAAUUCCUACUCUGAAAGUGUAUAGCUGAAUUCACUGUA